This is a messenger RNA of Nothobranchius furzeri (turquoise killifish), 2586 nucleotides long. It is a transcript of the gene gspt1, whose product is annotated as G1 to S phase transition 1. Gene Ontology annotation, cellular component: translation release factor complex. Gene Ontology annotation, molecular function: GTPase activity; GTP binding; translation release factor activity. The record is from RefSeq and is a predicted model, not a curated record. NCBI's taxonomy places the organism in Eukaryota, Metazoa, Chordata, Actinopteri, Cyprinodontiformes, Nothobranchiidae. Gene Ontology annotation, biological process: translation.
GACGCUGCUCGGCGCUCCUCGUCAGCUACGAGAGACCCAUAUGCUGAUCAGAGCCAGGCUCUAAAGCGAUGGGAACCUCACCAAACGUGCUGCUAAGAGUCUGAAACACACCAGCAACUUGUCGCGUUUUAACCGAACUUUACAAACAGCCAAGCCUCGCAUGGUGGCGUGAAGCUUUAGAACUCUGGACGAAGCAGUCAUGGACCCGAGAGACACAGCCCCGGAUUCGUGGGAGCAGGAGGAAGAUGCCGAGGCCCCGGCUCCGGCGGCGGACCUCCCGGCUGCCUUCGCUUCACUCAACGUAAACGCCAAGCCUUUUGUCCCCAACGUUAACGCUCCGGUGUUUGUACCGAGCUUUCUUCAAGCCAGCCCCGGGGAAACGCCGUCUCCAGACGGUACCCCUGACCCAGCUGCUAUCAUGGAGGUGGCAGACCCAGUCGCUCCAGUAGAGAAUGGAAACACAGAGGCGGACAUGACCGCUGAGGAGGAAACGUGGGAACAGAAGGAGGAGCCUGGGGGAGGCGAGGGAGGCGGGGGACAUGAGGACCAGAGGGAGAUGGGAGAUGGCUGUGAGGAGGGAGGUGCCACGGGGAAGGAAGACGAGGAGAUGAUGGAGGAGGAAGAGGAGGAGAUGCCUAUGCCUAAAGUGGCUCCUCCACCUCCUGAUGCACCCAAGAAAGAACACGUGAACGUGGUCUUUAUUGGUCACGUGGAUGCAGGAAAGUCCACUAUCGGGGGACAGAUUAUGUACCUCACGGGGAUGGUAGACAAGAGAACUCUGGAAAAAUACGAACGAGAAGCUAAAGAAAAGAACAGAGAGACCUGGUAUUUAUCGUGGGCUCUGGACACAAAUCAGGAGGAGAGAGACAAGGGCAAGACGGUGGAGGUUGGAAGAGCUUAUUUUGAGACAGAGAAGAAACACUUUACCAUUCUGGACGCCCCCGGACACAAGAGCUUCGUCCCCAACAUGAUCGGCGGGGCGUCGCAAGCUGACCUCGCAGUUCUGGUUAUUUCAGCGAGGAAGGGUGAGUUUGAGACGGGAUUUGAGAAGGGUGGGCAGACCCGGGAACAUGCCAUGCUGGCCAAAACCGCCGGAGUUAAACAUCUCAUCGUUCUGAUCAACAAGAUGGACGACCCCACUGUGAACUGGAGUCUAGAAAGAUAUGAGGAAUGUAAAGAGAAGCUGGUGCCAUUUUUGAAAAAAGUCGGGUUCAACCCAAAGAAGGACAUCCAUUUUAUGCCUUGUUCUGGACUCACGGGUGCCAACCUGAAGGAGCCCGUAGUCGAGUGCCCCUGGUACACGGGUUUGCCAUUUAUUUCCCACUUGGACAGUUUGCCAAACUUCAACCGAUCCAGCGAUGGGCCUGUCAGACUUCCCAUUGUGGACAAGUACAAGGACAUGGGCACCGUCAUCCUGGGGAAGCUGGAGUCUGGCUCCAUCAGUAAAGCCCAGCAGCUGGUCAUGAUGCCCAACAGGCACACAGUAGAAGUGUUGAGCCUGCUUAGUGAUGACGUGGAGACAGACGACGCGAGUCCAGGAGAGAACCUGAAGCUGAGGUUGAAGGGAAUAGAAGAAGAAGAAAUCCUUCCAGGUUUCAUCCUCUGCAGCCCUGAUAACCUCUGCCACUCGGGUCGCACGUUUGAUGCCCAGAUCGUCAUCAUUGAGCACAAAUCGAUCAUCUGUCCAGGAUAUAACGCCGUUCUUCACAUCCACACCUGCAUUGAGGAGGUGCAAAUCACGGCAUUAAUCUGUCUGGUUGACAAGAAGACGGGCGAUAAGAGCAAAACACGACCUCGCUUUGUGAAGCAGGAUCAGGUGUGUAUCGCCAGGCUCCGGGCAGCAGGAGUCAUCUGCUUGGAGACCUUCAAAGACUUCCCUCAGAUGGGACGGUUCACGCUGAGAGACGAAGGCAAAACCAUCGCCAUCGGCAAAGUGCUGAAGCUGGUUCCAGAAAAGGACUAAAUGCACCUGCGUGCAUGGAGCUCCUUCACUCGUUACCUGAGGAGAAACGCUGCCCGAGCUGACCCAAACAGCUCCUCUCUCUCUACACACAACUCUGCUGAAGAGAAGAUCGCCAACAAGGAGGAAGGAAGCAGAGUCAAAUCAUAUCAAAUGAAGAAAACAAGACUGAAAUCAGUUUAUAUGAUGAGCAACAUGAAACGAGUCCAUGUCCAGCGCGUCAGCUUUCUCAUAUUGAGAGCUCGGCUAUGCCACUAAUGUAGCUACACGCCCCUCUUGAUUACUCCCAGGGCCAGCUGUGCUGUCGGCUGGACACGCUAUUUGUUCUUUAGGUCUGUGGAUGCGGCGUUGCUGAGUUUGAAGAGCAAGAGCUGAAAACGCUCAGUGAUUUCUACAUCAUGCAAACAUUGGAGUUGGCUUGUAAUUAUAAUUAAAAGUGCAUCUCCCUUCUUUAGAGUGGACUUGGGAGUCCGGUGGAUAUUUGAUUUUAAAGAUUGCUGUAUCAGAAUUUUAGUUUGGGUUAUUUGGACUGAGCUCACACAGUACUACUCUGAUAAUCCAAGGACAAACGCUCUCAGAAAACAGGCUGUUACAUAAUCUCAACUGAAAAUAAAUGAUCAAGCUGA